Messenger RNA from Necator americanus (New World hookworm), 1092 nucleotides. RefSeq lists its product as uncharacterized. Gene Ontology annotation, molecular function: catalytic activity. The record is from RefSeq and is a predicted model, not a curated record. Gene Ontology annotation, biological process: chromatin remodeling. The coding region runs from base 1 to 1092 and encodes 363 amino acids. Gene Ontology annotation, cellular component: nucleus. The transcript has a single exon. NCBI's taxonomy places the organism in Eukaryota, Metazoa, Nematoda, Chromadorea, Rhabditida, Ancylostomatidae.
AUGUUGGACGUCAUGGCGACCGGUGAGAUGCGAUCAGAUCUCAAGCUGCUCAGGACGUCUUUGAUUCUAGACCAAGGCGACACACGCAUGACUCACCAUGGAGACUGUCACAGACUGUGUAUUUACAAUGCGAGAACAGUGUCAACAGACGCUGACCUGCAUGCCCUUCUCGGAGCUGCAGAGCGUAUCAAAUUUCACGUGAUUGCUCUGCAGGAGACCAAGUGCAGAAGGAGCGACGUACAAAAGAUGAAUGACGGUACACUCGUCAUUCGUGGAGAGAAGGUUUCGUCGCGAAAUGUAGACAGUGUUGGUUUUGUUGUGCACCCAUUUGUCGUCCAGCUUGUCGAUUCUCACGAGAUCCUGUCACCCCGUCUGGCCAUUCUUCGCCUCCACCCUCUGCGCCAAAAACCCAUCAGUAUCAUCAACUGCUACUCACCAACAUCAGCAGCUGAUGAACCCGAAUUGGACGCGUUUUAUGAGGAACUGGAGGAAGUAAUCCGCAACGAGAAGUCCUUCUACAAAUUCGUUGUCGGAGACUUCAACGCAAAACUAGGAAAGGCCACAGAAGAAGAAUACAGGGUUGAAAGAUUUGGACUAGGGGACUGGAAUGAAAAUGGCAAUCGUCUCGUCGAGCUGUUGCCCGCCGCUCGCCUCUUUCAUGAGAAUUCCCUUUCCAUGGAGAAGAAUAAUCGUCGGUGGACAUGGGAAUCGCCCAAUGGUGCGACUCGUGCGGAGGUCGAUCACAUACUCACAAACCCGAGGUGGUGUCUACGUGAUGUCUCGGUAGUACCAUCGUUUUGUAGUGGUUCUGAUCACCGUAUCCUUCGUGCGAAAUACGACUUAACCACACGCUGGAAGAAAACAUUUACUAUCGGCAACGAAGGAAAAAAGAAGUCGUCUAUGACGAUUGCGUACUCGAGAACUCCUUGUCCCAAGGUGAUCAGCACAUCGAAAGGUACCCAAACGUGGACUAUGAGAUGCUGCUUAGAGGAUUACGAGCCUGUGCUGAGCGUGCCUCGAAGUCGCUCACGACAAACUUGGAUCGAAUGUCGAAGACCACCAAUGACUUGUUGGAAAGAAGAAGGGCUUUGA